AUGGCGGACGAUCUUCUGCCGGCCACGGUGGACGAUGUGCUAACGAAGUUAAUGGCCGCCAAUCAGUUUGGUAUAGACGUUCUUGUAAAUCUAGAGAAACAGUAUGAGGAGGAUAAUGUUGUACUCGAGGAAGUUGCUCCCAAAACGGCCAUGGAGGUUGAAGAUAACCCUGACCCUGCCGGAAGUGAAGUUUUGACGGCCGACGAAAAUAUAGCGGAUAAUGAAGAUGAAGGAAUUUCAGAGACUAAGAAGCGUAAAGUAGUUGCAGAGAUCCAUUCUUCUCCACCCAAACCUGCUCCUAGGUAUCAUCAGGUGGAGUCUUCAGCGGAAUCAUCAGCGCCAGGAAUUAAUUCCUCACAAGAUAACUCAAAGGUAAAAGAAAAUAUAGAAACAGGAACAGAAGAAGAAGAGGAGGAACAAGUUGAAGUGGUGACUGCGCAAUCAAGACCUGAAACUGUUCCAUCAUGUGAAGAAGCUCGUCCUAGCAGAUCAACCAGGACUAAACAGAGAGGACAAGAGGACAUGAAUACAUCACAGGAGACCUCUAAACCUUCUCGUUCUACUCGAACCAAACUACGUAACCCAGAACCUGAGACUGUUGAACCUGAACCCGUAGAUCAGAACCCAGAUAAACCUACUAGGUCUACCCAAACUAAACAAAGGAACCUGGAACCUGUUGUUCUCGCAGAAGUUGUUCCCGAAACAGCCAUGGAGGUUGAAGAUAACCAUGACCCUGCCGGAAGUGAAGUUUUGACGGCCGACGAAAAUGUAGCUGAUAAUGAAGAUGAAGGUAGAAUUGAGACCUCUAAACCUUCUCGUUCUACUCGAACCAAACUACGUAACCCAGAACCUGAGACUGUUGAACCUGAACCCGUAGAUCAGAACCCAGAUAAACCUACUAGGUCUACCCGAACUAAACAAAGGAACCUGGAACCUGAGACGGUUGAAACCGAGUCUUUGGAUAUAGAAUUAGCUAACCCCGUCCGUUCUACCCGUACUAAACAGAGGAACCUAGAGAAGACUGCAGAACCUGCAGAGCAACGUUCCACUCGAACAAAACAACGGGUUCUAGAAGCCGAGUCUAGUUCCUCGGUGACUAAUGAUGAACCGUUGAGGCGGAACACGAGGACGAAACAGCGCCUUCUGGAGAGUGGGAGUGAAGGAAGUGAUAAAGAAGGACUAACUAGAGCCCUCGCUUCUCCCAGAGUUAAAGAACUUGCUCUUAGAGCACUUUCUCCUGGUGGGAAGAACAUGCCCUCCCCCAGACAACAUGCGUUUGCAGGAUCUCCCAUCAAAGAACGAGUUCAUCUGUUCGAGGCAGCUAUGCGGGACUCGGCUGGUUUAGGGCGGAAAGAUCCGCUCCGCCGGUCACAGAGUGGUCGGAUGACGAAACAGAAACGGUCAUCGGUCACAAACAGUCUUCGUCGAGUGUCAGCGAGCAAAAGGAAAGGUGAAAGUUGUGAGAACCAAAAGAAGAAGUUACAUGGGUUUGAGAAAGCUCCGACAGAGAAGAUGAUCAGACCAAAAAAGGUGUUAGCAAGUGGAGGGCGGGGUGUAAGUCCUGCUGUCGGGAGCGGUAAAUCAGGUUUUGGUUCUGGGUCUACCUCAGCUUCCUUGAACAAGAUUAGGAGUAGACUUGACACAAUUAACAAGGGUGGACCAUCUAAUAUGAUAAAAGCAUCAGGAUUGAGUUUGGCAGGAUUAAUCACUGGUGUUAAACCUAAACCUCCAACUAUAGAGGAGAUACAGGAGCAGAAGGAGGAGGAGUUAAGGAGGAAGCAUGAGAAGGAGGAGGACGCUUUGAAGAGGAGAGAAGAGCACUUAAGGAAGAGAGCUGAGGAACAGAGAGAGAAGAGGGAGGAGAGGGUUAGGCGGGUUCAGGAGGCCAGGAUGCAGAAGGAGAAUCAGAAGGAAUCCAACCUCAAGAAAACCCAGGCGAAAGAAACUGAAGAAAAGCUUGCUGCUAUCAAGAAGAGAGAAGAGAAGUUAAAAGAAGAAGCGGAGAAGAAAAAGAAGGAAAAUGAGCAAAGGAACAAGAUGGCGGAGGAAAGAAGAAAGAGGGAGGAGGAGGAAGAAAAGAAGAGAAGGAUGAGGGAUGAGGAGGAGAGGAAGAUGAGGAAGAUGGAGGAGAAGAGGAAGUUGGAGGAAGUGAAGAGAACAGAACAACAAAGGAUAAUGAGGGAAAGAGAGGAAAUGAGAAAACUUCAAGAACGAGAAGCUGAAAAACAAAAGGUGACCGACUUGAAUUCUACAUACGAUAAAUCUGUAAACAAGAAUCAGACCUUUAACACUACUCAGACCAUCAACUCAUCACAGGUGACCGACUUGAAUUCUACCUACGAUAAACCUGUAAACAAGAAUCUGACCUUGAACACUACUCAGACCAUCAACUCGUCGCAGAGUACUCAGUCCUACGACAUGACCCCAGCUAGGAUUGAUCUUCCUCCUCAACCCUCGAGGACCGAGGACGAUUAUGGUCUAGACGACCUCAACUCAGGAGAUGAGACGGACGAGGAUGAUAAUCCUAGAAAAGAGGUACCACAGUGGGCCCAGGGGUCUGUUCUUCGUUCUGCUUUACUCAAGCAGAACUAUGUGCCACCUAACUUAGAACUCCUGUUUGGAGACACCAUGGAGAUGCCAGAUUUAUGCAAAAUCUUCGAUCAGCAGAAGAAAAGAUUUUUCAAGCGGACGAGUAGCGCAAAUUGGACAUCUCCUGGUGAAUUUUCUAAAUCCCGACUUCACAAUUAAACUUGUGAUAUCCUUACUGUUUUUAUUCAGGAAACAUUUUCAUACUUUUACCAAGCCUUAAUUUACUAUUUUUUUAUUGAAGAGGAGUUUUUUAUUUGGAAUUUUCCUUAUUCAUUAAAAGCAUGUUACUCACCACUAAUGGGCUUAUUUCAAUAUUUUUUGUGGUAUUUUAAUCUGUUCUAAUGUUUCUCAACAAACCCAACUUUUGGCAAAAAUACUUAAAGAAGAACUUUGAUAAUUAAUUCCUAAACGUUUUGGAGAAAUCUUAGACAUUUUCAAUAAGAACCCCUUAGUUUUAAUUUUUUAACUACAUGCCUAAACUUUGUAUAUUUAGGUUAGUUUAUUACUAUCACUAUAUUCAAUCUGUUUUAAAUAUGAUUAUGAACCAAUUAUCGAACUAAUUAACUGUGAAAAUAACCGAUCUGAAUUUCUCCAUUCGCCUGCGUUUGCGAUUAGAACGUUAAAUGACAAGUCGCGUCUGAAAAUUAACACCAUUGUCCUGUUUGCAGAUAUUCAGCUUCGAACAAUAAAUGUAGAAAAAUUGUCAGUUUAAAGUUUAUUUGGAACAAAUACAUGUAUGAUUAAAUCUUUA
Eurytemora carolleeae is the source of this 3340-nucleotide messenger RNA. RefSeq names its product inner centromere protein A. Gene Ontology annotation, molecular function: protein serine/threonine kinase activator activity. NCBI's taxonomy places the organism in Eukaryota, Metazoa, Arthropoda, Copepoda, Calanoida, Temoridae. The record is from RefSeq and is a predicted model, not a curated record. The coding region runs from base 1 to 2748 and encodes 915 amino acids. Gene Ontology annotation, biological process: metaphase chromosome alignment; positive regulation of protein serine/threonine kinase activity; mitotic cytokinesis. Gene Ontology annotation, cellular component: kinetochore; midbody; meiotic spindle midzone. The transcript has 19 exons.